AGGGACCCUGAGCGCUGCGCGAUUGGCCCGGGCGCGCCUUCAGUCUCCGGACGCGUCGCCGCCCUCGUUUCCGACCGCCCAGAGACCGGCAGUGGCAUUGGUGCUGGCGGGGCCGCGGUAGAGGGCAGCGUGCGCCCUGCUCGCUACUGCUCACCCGCGGGUCGGCGCGCUCGCCCAGCUGAGGGGCGACCAGAGCUGCGGGGCGGCCGGGCUGCACCUCAGCCGCCUCCUGGGAAGCAGAGGCAGCCAGUCCCAGAUCCGGGAUGGGGAACGGGCGAAGUUGACGAGCCCCUGACCCCCACUGCGCCCCUUCUGCCCCGAGGAGUGCUGCCUUCCCCAGGAGGUCCCGGACACGGCCCUGCUCCAGGUGUGCGCGGGACACCCUGCGUCCCGGGGCCCGAAAACUUCACCCCAAGUCCGCAGAGUGGGCUCCGAGGGCGGUGCCCGGAGCUAGACUCUCGACUACGCUCGCGGGGAGCGUAUCCUGGAGGCUCUUGCGGCCGUCGGAGGGCGGAGACCCACUGGAAACUUUAUCACCAUCACAGUAAUUACUACGUGUUACUGUUUCUCUCCCCGCAGGGGCUGCAGCCAACGGGCUGUCGCGCGUGCUCCUUCGGCGAAGGAGACCCCCAAGGGCGGAGACCACCCGGAGAGUUGCUUCCCCAGUGGAUACCUGCAGCCCAGCCGACGGGCUUGGGCGGCCUGGAUGCGCAGGACCCAGCCCCGCAGCCGCUGACGCCGGGCGGCGGCGAAGUUUGGCUGCUGAGCGGCGCGGCGCGGGGCCACUGCACGGAGGGCGGCCGGGCGGCCGCGGCGGCGGGCGCGAUGCCGGUGGGGGGCCUGUUGCCGCUCUUCAGCAGCCCCGCGGGCGGCGGCCUGGGCGGGGGGCUCGGCGGCGGCAGCGGCGGCAGCAGGAAAGCAUCGGGCCCCGUCGCUUUCCGCCUCACGGAGAAGUUCGUACUGCUGCUGGUGUUCAGCGCCUUCAUCACGCUUUGCUUCGGGGCGAUCUUCUUCCUGCCCGACUCCUCCAAGCUGCUCAGCGGGGUCCUGUUCCACUCCAGCCCCGCCCUGCAGCCGGCCGCCGACCACAGACCUGGGCCUGGGGCGCGCGCCGAGGACACGGAGCGAGCUGGGCGAGGCGAGGAGGGCGCGCCCGGGGACCAGGAGGCCGCCCUGGAGGACAACUUGGCCAGGAUCCGCGAAAACCACGAGCGGGCUCUCAGGGAAGCCAAGGAGACCCUGCAGAAGCUGCCGGAGGAGAUCCAAAGAGACAUCCUGCUGGAGAAGGAGAAGGUAGCGCAAGACCAGCUGCGUGACAAGGCGCUGUUCAGGAGGCUGCCCCCGGUGGACUUCGUGCCACCCGUCGGGGCAGUUGGCAGGGAGCCGGCCGACGCAGCCAUCCGCGAGAAGAGGGCAAAGAUCAAAGAGAUGAUGAAACAUGCUUGGAAUAAUUAUAAACGUUAUGCCUGGGGAUUAAAUGAACUGAAACCUGUAUCAAAAGAAGGCCAUUCGAGUAGUUUGUUUGGUAAUAUCAAAGGAGCUACAAUAGUAGAUGCCCUAGAUACACUUUUUAUUAUGGAAAUGAAACAAGAAUUUGAAGAGGCAAAAUCAUGGGUUGAAGAAAAUCUGGAUUUUAAUGUGAAUGCUGAAGUUUCUGUUUUUGAAGUAAAUAUACGCUUUGUUGGGGGACUACUCUCAGCCUACUAUCUGUCUGGAGAAGAGAUAUUUCGAAAGAAAGCAGUGGAACUUGGGGUAAAAUUGCUACCUGCAUUUCAUACUCCCUCUGGAAUACCUUGGGCAUUGCUGAAUAUAAAAAGCGGGAUUGGAAGAAACUGGCCGUGGGCCUCAGGAGGCAGCAGUAUUUUGGCAGAAUUUGGAACUCUGCAUUUGGAGUUUAUACACUUAAGCCACUUAUCCGGAAACCCCAUCUUUGCUGAAAAGGUAAUGAAUAUUCGAACAGUACUGAAUAACCUGGAAAAGCCACAAGGCCUUUACCCUAACUAUCUGAAUCCCAGCAGUGGACAGUGGGGUCAAUAUCAUGUAUCAGUUGGAGGACUUGGAGACAGCUUUUAUGAAUAUUUGCUGAAGGCCUGGUUAAUGUCUGACAAGACAGAUCUAGAAGCUAAGAAGAUGUAUUUUGAUGCUGUUCAGGCAAUUGAGACUCACUUGAUCCGCAAGUCUAGUAGGGGGCUGACUUACAUCGCGGAGUGGAAAGGCGGCCUCUUGGAACACAAGAUGGGCCACCUGACCUGCUUUGCUGGGGGCAUGUUUGCACUUGGGGCAGAUGAUGCUCCUGCAGGCCUGACACAACACUACCUUCAACUUGGGGCUGAAAUUGCCCGGACCUGUCAUGAAUCUUACAAUCGCACAUUUAUGAAACUGGGACCAGAAGCUUUCAGAUUUGAUGGUGGUGUGGAAGCCAUUGCUACAAGACAAAAUGAAAAAUACUACAUCCUACGGCCAGAGGUUGUGGAGACUUACAUGUACAUGUGGCGACUGACUCAUGAUCCAAAGUACAGGAAGUGGGCCUGGGAAGCUGUAGAGGCCCUGGAAAAUCACUGCAGAGUGAACGGGGGCUAUUCCGGCCUCAGGGAUGUUUACCUCAAACAUGAGAGUUACGAUGAUGUGCAGCAAAGUUUCUUCCUAGCAGAAACACUGAAAUAUUUGUACUUAAUAUUUUCUGAUGAUGACCUACUUCCCCUGGAACAUUGGAUCUUCAAUACCGAGGCACAUCUACUCCCUAUACUCAAUAUGAAUAAAAAGGAAGUUGAAGUCAAUGAAAAAUAGAAGGACAUUUUGUAUUUUACUCUGCUCCAUUCCCUUCACUACAUACCUUAAUAAUUCCUUUUCUGGUAUUUGGCCAAAUUUUUAUUAAUAGUUCUGUGAUUAUUAUAAGUUCUAAAAUUGUUUUGCAGUCUUUUAUGUUUAUUAUCAUAGGCAUAGAAGCACCUAAAUUCCUUAUCAUAUCCUUUAUUAUUCAGUCAGUGGAUCACAGGAUUUUUUCCUUAAGUAACCUCUGGAGUUCAUGAAGGGUGUGGUAUCACUUUUAUUAAACUGAAUAGAAUGGUAUACCAGUGACCUCUUAAUUACAAUUUUGAUUUGACUGCAAAACUCUUUCCUCCUCUAUGAGGAGAUGAUGUCUGCUUUAAGCUGUAAUGUUUUGCCAUGUUGCAAAAAGCCAUAAUAGUAAAUUAAAUAUUAAAAAAGCUUUUUCCUUUUCAAUGUUAUGUUAAUCUGGUUUGUCUAUCCACCAGAGACAGAUCUUGUAACUGUGACAGCCUCCUUACGCGGGUCUAUCUUAUUUGAUAGAAUGUCUUCUAAAAUACUUCACUCACAUUGUAAUUCAAAUUAGAAUGUCAUCCCAAAGGAUCACCUCAUGUUGACCUCAUUCCAUUGGAACCACAGUAUAUUUUUGUUGGUUAAUUAGUGUUUCCUAAUUUGUGAAUUAGUUCUUGAAUUUUACUUUAAAUGUCCUGUGUCAUUUCUGGAUCAUGUACUGGUAAAUUUUUUCCAUUCCCACCACACAGCAAAAGGAGCCUUCAAGUUUUGCAGAGCUCUGCUAUGAAUGAUUAUACGUCUAAAAGAGAAUAGUAUAACUUUUAAUGUGCCAGCUUUUGCUUUUAACUGAAUAUAUAGAGAAAUUGAGUAUCUCUAAAGAGAGGGUGAAUAUUUCAUAUAGUUUUUGGUUUGCAUUUCAUCUUUAAUUUAUUUUCUUAAAAAGAAAGCAUUGCAUUUGGUUCAGAUUUUUCAGAUUUGAAAAGGGCCCUUUCUAAAAUGGAGUAAAUUAAUUUCAUUUCAAUUUAUAAAAGCAGGAUUUACCUUUGAAAAAGCUUUGCCAGUGUAUCUAUUCAUGGUCAAUUGAGAAAAAUCUAAUAAACUUUUAGGCCAAAUAAGAAUAUAGUAUAUUUUUUCAGGUGAAAUUUAACAUAGAGAUUCCAUCUUAGGAGCAAUAUGUAGGAAUGGACACUCCCAAUCCCCAACAGUCCUGUAGCAGAUGAAAAUAAUUACAUGAUUCUUCAUUACGAAGAACAUUAUUUAGAGAUAUGAGUGGUUUUUCCCAAGAAUAGAUUUAGUGACACCUCAUAUUUUUAUAUCAUAUUGUUUUCAUAUCUUAUAUAUAUUCCCAUGAAAGGGCUAAUAUGAUGAUACAUAUACUGAGGUACAAAGACUUUGACCACCUACAUUGGUAUAUGUGAAAGGAUAAAUUGAUAAAAUUAGUAAAUGAAAAACUAUAUCAUUAUUGCCAUGCUUAUGUGUUUCUGUGACCCAGAAUAACUUCUUCUACUCACAUUUUCAGCUCACUUUAUAAAGUAAAUGCAUAGUGAGAAUCCUCUUUUCCCAGCACUUAAAGGCAAAUUAUAAAAGAUCAUUGCCAAAAUUGGGCCAUAUGUAUUUAGAUUAUAAUUUCAUAUGAAUAUCCUUGGACUAGCAAUUUAAUUUAUUUUAUUUUCACUUUGCUUUCAAAGAGCACAAAGUUUAUAUGUAUUUCUGCAGCAGAUGGGAUAUUAAAACCAGGUUGUAUGUACACACUACAGUGUACCUUUUGUGUCUGGGUAUAAACAGGCAAGGAGAUUGUACUACAUGUUGCUCUGCCAAUGGCCAGAACAGAGUUUUGUCAGUUCUGGAACUUGGAUUUUUUAACUUAAGUCCCAAAACACCAAAAAUGCAAACAAGAUAAAGAGAUUACUAUUAUGGUGAUGUAGUUUAAUUAAAGUUACACUUUGUGUUAUUUUAAACAACUGAAGUCCUUACAUAGACAGCUGUUUUUCAUUCAUUUUCAGCUAAACUGUGCAGUUAAGUUUACAUAUGUAUUCACAUCCUAAAAGGUGAAUGAUUGAAAUAGCCCUUAAUUUUGUGUUCCUGCAUAUUUUUUGGUAUACUUUGUGUGAUUAAUAUUACACAUAUAAAUUGUAUGGCAAUUUACAGAACACUGAUGUUUGUCAUGACUCCUUCAUAGUUAGUAUCCAUUCUUUCCAUUGAUUGUUUUUGAUUUGUACAUAAAUCUAUUCUGUCACUUCAAACUUUAUAUAAAUCUCUGAUGUUAUGGGAAACAUAAUAGAUUGACACAUAAUUUUUAAAAACUAUAUUUGUAAAAUUUCUCUAUUGUGAAUAAAGCCUUUUAAUAUAUCUCCUCA
This is a messenger RNA of Manis javanica (Malayan pangolin), 5135 nucleotides long. It is a transcript of the gene MAN1A1, whose product is annotated as mannosidase alpha class 1A member 1. NCBI's taxonomy places the organism in Eukaryota, Metazoa, Chordata, Mammalia, Pholidota, Manidae. Gene Ontology annotation, molecular function: mannosyl-oligosaccharide 1,2-alpha-mannosidase activity; calcium ion binding. Gene Ontology annotation, cellular component: endoplasmic reticulum; extracellular exosome; Golgi membrane. Gene Ontology annotation, biological process: carbohydrate metabolic process; mannose trimming involved in glycoprotein ERAD pathway. The record is from RefSeq and is a predicted model, not a curated record.